AUGCUCGGCUUAACUUUGUACACUGGAAAGAUACUCGUGACCCUUCCCUCCUCACCCUACUUCCUCCCAGUGUGUAGCCCAGCCCCUCUUGUAGAUCCUGGAGUCUCUAUUGUGCCGCUGGUGGAUCAAUUUAGUCUGCACGAUGGCCAAUCUCUUGGAUACGCUCAGGCUUCGGUCAAAACAUUUCGUCUGUCUGUACUGUCGUCGGUGGAACAACCCUUGGUCUUGCAGAAUGUCUCUGCUGCUAAUUGGAAAUUCUUUUGGUCCCUAUCUCUUACCUACAUUCAACGUAAUGUGAUAUACCGGUUCAUCGCAGGCUGUAUCCCUUCUAGAAGCAGAUUACACUACAUGAUGCCUGCAGCCUUCGAGUCUCACAGUUGUCCUGUCUGCUUGUCUCCCAAUGAAACCGCCAGCCACCUGCUCUUUGACUGUCCAUCCAAAGUAAAGGUAUGGCAAGGCGUCAUUUUCGAAUUCCUUUGGCCCACCACGACUAUCACUGACAUCAAAGAGGCUCUUCUGUCCCUGGACUUUUCGGAUAUCUGGUACUCCCAAGUCAAAGACAUCCAUCUAUACAGAAUCCUACUCAUCACCCUGUCUCAAAUAUGGCUAGCCCAUAUGCGAUUUGUGUUUGACAACAUCAUCCUUGUCCCUGAGGCGAUUCUGGAGAAUAUUCGCUCCACUGUUCGCCAGACAGUGGAAGAGGACCAAAUCCAUUCCCUCUUGCAGUUUGAUAGUUUAGAUAGUUCUUUAGAUUAG
Mucor velutinosus is the source of this 756-nucleotide messenger RNA. RefSeq lists its product as uncharacterized. The record is from RefSeq and is a predicted model, not a curated record. Bases 1 to 756 code for a protein of 251 amino acids. Lineage: Eukaryota; Fungi; Mucoromycota; Mucoromycetes; Mucorales; Mucoraceae. The transcript has 2 exons.